Oryza sativa Japonica Group (Japanese rice) is the source of this 870-nucleotide messenger RNA. RefSeq lists its product as uncharacterized. NCBI's taxonomy places the organism in Eukaryota, Viridiplantae, Streptophyta, Magnoliopsida, Poales, Poaceae. The record is from RefSeq and is a predicted model, not a curated record. Gene Ontology annotation, molecular function: lipid binding. Gene Ontology annotation, cellular component: membrane. Gene Ontology annotation, biological process: lipid transport.
CGAUCGAUCUCCCUAUUUAUACCCUGGGCGAUCGACCGAUGACGAUAUAGUACAAAAUUAUAUCGAUCGAUCAGCAAACUAAUCAUUGAUCUUCAAGAGAUUAUUUCUACUUAUAUAUCUCUCGAUCUUCACAAAUUACACAUACGACAUAGUAUAUGGCUCUUCUUUGCAGUGAGCUGCAGGUCAGGGCAAUGGUGGUGAUCGCCGCCGUGAUGCUGGCGGCAGCGGCGCCGGCGGGGACGACGUGCGAGCAGCUGGAGUCGGUGGCGAGGUCUUGCACCGGGUACCUGAAGAGAAGCCUGAUUUUCCUGAACGACGCGUGCUGCGACGGCGCCGAGAGCGUGUACGAUGCCCUGACGACGGACGCCGCCGUCGACCUCGGCUUCGUGUGCCGCUGCCUGAGGGGCUUCGUCAUCAGCGAGUCGCUUCGCCCUUACCUCUACAGGGUCGCCAAUCUGCCUCGCCUGUGCCGCUUCAAGGAUCGGGGCCCCAUCCCAUACAACAACUCCACUAUCCACGACUGCAGGUUCAGUGGUACCACACGUCACUCGCUCUAAUUGUAACACGCUAAGAGCAAAUUUAAUAGUAUACCCCACUACUAGCUCUAAAUCAUCUAUAGCCAAUAUAAUAGCUAAUUCAUACAAUAGUUGUUUACUAUACUAUUAAUACCUGGUCCCACCUGUCAUACACACAUUACGUUUUGGAGCCCGUGCUGCAGCUGGCUACAGAUUUGUAGCCCGCUGCUUUUCUCUCUUUUUCUUUAUCUAUUUAAAAUAUGUUUAUAGCUGGCUUAUAGCCUGCUAUUGUACCUGCUUUAAGUGUACUUAAUUUCGAUAGAAAUAAAUAUAUAUACUCCAUGGAGUAUUAUGU